CUUUAAUUUAAUUACUUGUUUAUCCUUUCUUUUUUUAAAUUGUUCAUUGCCUCUUUGGAUCCGGUAGCUUUAGACAAUUUUUCACGAGAAGGAUAAGUAAAUAAUCAAGAUAUAUCACCCUGUACUUUACUGACGGGACUGUGCGUUCUACCUCUUCACCUUCGAGACGGCGAGAGUUCGCAGUCCGUUAAUAGUACUCGGGGCAAUGUGCAUACACGUCCUAUGAUAUCGGAAACAUUGAGCGACCUGAAUCGUACACAACUUGACAACCAUGGCUCUGGCAGAAAUCGAAAACACAAUAGCAGGGAUCUGGGUUUUACAGAAGAAUGAGAAUUUGGAUGAAUACUUGAAAGAAAUCGGUGUAAACUUCGUGCUCCGGAAGUUGGCCGCCGCUGCCAGCAGCACUAUGACGAUAUCGGUGGAAGAUGACCAGGUGCGGAUUCACACGAAAGGACCAAAAGACUCUGACCACAAAUUUCAUCUGGACACUGAAGUGGAGUCUAACGACCCUCAGGAUAACCCUAUGAAGGCUGUAGUCAAGUGGACUGACAAGAAAUUAGUCACCCAUUCCAAACCAACGGAGGGGUCAAAGGCCAAGGAGACACGAGUUGUGCGGGAGAUUGUGAAUGGCGAGCUGAUCAUGGCUUUGGUGACUUGGAAAGACGGGAAACUAAUUACGGAGGCCAAACCGACCGAGGGGUCAAACGGCAAGGCCACCCGAGUGGAGAGAGAGGUGGUGGACGGGGAGCUAAUUAUGACUAUUUACGUGAACAAUGUUGUAUGCAGGCGGAUUUUUAAGAAGAAAUGAAGGCUGUUGUCCUCUAUGUAGACGUAUAUUUAGCACCAUUAGUUUACUUUCACCUUCAAAAUUUAGCACUUAUAAGACAGCGGGAUAUUGUUCCAUGGUUUUCGAACCCGGGGCAAACAGUCUCCCCAAGCAGUUUCAUUAAAGCUCCACAGAUGACAUCAUCGCAAAUCACGGGCAAUAUCCUCAUCUGGAGGGCGGGGAUGGACAUCGGGCCGUGUCUUGAGACGAUGCUCUUCUGGAGGGCGGGGAUGGACAUCGGACCGUAGCUUGGGGCGGUGCGCGGAUGACAUCAUUCUAUUCAUAUUGUGUUUGUAAUCUGCAUCUUUUCUUGCUGUGCGAGAGACUGGGGACCAUUAGAUUCAUUAGGUGCAGCUAUGUAGAGAAACUAAUACAAUAUCUAGAAAUGUCAUACAUGUAUGUAGAUGACUAAAUUUGCUAUUUUGUGUAUGCUUGUUGAUAUGUUCAUUUGAGAGGGAAAUAAAAAUUAUAGAUUAUAUCAUA
Molecule: messenger RNA, 1309 nt
Organism: Ostrea edulis (European flat oyster)
Lineage: Eukaryota; Metazoa; Mollusca; Bivalvia; Ostreida; Ostreidae
Product: fatty acid-binding protein, heart-like
Exons: 5
Coding region: 272-808 (178 amino acids)
Biological process (GO): fatty acid transport
Cellular component (GO): nucleus; cytosol
Molecular function (GO): fatty acid binding
Source: RefSeq, a predicted model, not a curated record